Brassica napus (rape) is the source of this 2164-nucleotide messenger RNA. Its product is annotated as threonine dehydratase biosynthetic, chloroplastic. The record is from RefSeq and is a predicted model, not a curated record. The transcript has 9 exons. Gene Ontology annotation, biological process: L-threonine catabolic process. Gene Ontology annotation, molecular function: threonine deaminase activity; pyridoxal phosphate binding. The coding region runs from base 60 to 1877 and encodes 605 amino acids. Lineage: Eukaryota; Viridiplantae; Streptophyta; Magnoliopsida; Brassicales; Brassicaceae.
AAUCACCGAUAGUUUUUGUUUGCCGCCGCCACCACAAUCUCUCUCUCUGAUCAGCCGUCAUGGAUUCCGUCAGGCUUCCAACGGCUCCUUCCACCCUCCGCACCCAAACGCUAGGUCACCUCUUACCCCAUCGCCUCCGCCACAUUCCGCUACCUCCUUGCACAUCGAAACCGCUGAUCGCGAUGAUCACUCGAUCUCGAAACCACGUCUCUCCGAUCGCCGUCAUCUCCGGGAACGAAACGUCCAUCUCUCCGCCGGAUUCCCCUCCGCCGCGUCUCAAGGUCAAUCCGAGCUCUCUGCAGUACCCCGCUGGCUACCUCGGCGCGGUUCCGGACCGCACGAGCGAUCCGGAGAACGGAAGCAUCACCGAGGCGAUGGAGUAUCUGACGAGCAUACUCUCGACGAAGGUCUACGACGUCGCGAUCGAGACUCCGCUCCACUUGGCCAAGAAGCUAUCGGAGAGGCUUGGCGUUUCGAUGUUUCUCAAGAGAGAAGACUUGCAACCUGUGUUCUCGUUUAAGAUUCGUGGAGCUUACAAUAUGAUGGCGAAGCUUCCAUCAGAGCAGUUAGCGAAAGGUGUCAUCUGCUCCUCAGCUGGAAACCAUGCUCAAGGAGUUGCUAUGUCUGCUGCCAAACUCGGCUGCACUGCUGUGAUUGUUAUGCCUCGUACAACCCCUGAGAUCAAGUGGCAAUCUGUGGAGGAUUUGGGUGCGACGGUUGUUCUUGUUGGGGAUACGUAUGAUGAAGCACAAGCAUUUGCUAAGCAACGAGCAGAAGAAGAAGGUUUGACGUUUAUACCUCCUUUUGAUCAUCCGGAUGUUAUUGCCGGGCAAGGGACUGUUGGGAUGGAGAUCACAAGGCAAGCUAAAGGUCCAUUGCAUGCUAUAUUUGUGCCCAUCGGUGGUGGUGGUUUGAUAGCUGGUAUUGCUGCUUAUGUGAAGAGAGUUUCUCCCGAGGUGAAGAUCAUUGGUGUAGAACCAGCUGAUGCAAAUUCAAUGGCGUUAUCUCUGCAUCACGGCGAGAGAGUGAUAUUAAACCAGAUUGGUGGUUUUGCAGAUGGUGUAGCGGUUAAAGAAGUUGGUGAAGAGACUUUUCGUAUAUGCAGAAAGCUGAUGGAUGGUGUUGUUCUCGUCACUCGUGAUGCUAUGUGCGCAUCAAUAAAGGAUAUGUUUGAGGAGAAACGGAACAUAUUAGAACCAGCGGGUGCUCUAGCGAUCGCUGGAGCUGAAGCGUACUGUAAAUAUUAUGGCCUAAAGGACGUGAACGUUGUGGCCAUAACCAGUGGUGCAAACAUGAACUUUGACAAGCUCAGGAUUGUGACAGAACUCGCCAAUGUCGGUAGGCAACAGGAGGCUGUUCUUGCUACUAUCUUGCCGGAAAAGCCUGGAAGCUUUAAGCAAUUUUGUGAAUUGGUUGGACCAAUGAACAUAACCGAGUUCAAGUAUAGAUGUGGCUCGAGAAAGGAAGCUGUUGUACUAUACAGUGUUGGAGUGCACACACCCGGAGAGCUCAAAGCACUAGAGAAGAGAAUGGAAUCUUCUCAACUCAAAACUACGAACCUUACAACCAGUGACUUAGUAAAAGAUCACCUGCGUUACUUGAUGGGUGGAAGAUCAAGUGUUGAAAACGAGGUUCUAUGCCGAUUCAUAUUCCCGGAGAGACCCGGUGCGCUAAUGAAGUUCUUGGACUCUUUCAGUCCACGGUGGAACAUUAGCCUUUUCCAUUACCGUGCAGAGGGUGCUGCGGGCGCGAACGUGCUGGUCGGGAUCCAUGUCUCGGAGCAUGAAAUGGAGGAAUUUCGAAACCGAGCUCAAGUUCUUGGAUACGAGUACGUUUUGGUAAGUGAGGACAUCAAUUUCAAGCUUUUGAUGCAGUGAUUUGGAGCUAGCUGUGAUGGGGAAACCAAAACCGAGCAAGUAGAAGAACCCAUGAGAGUCAGAGUCUUGGUUGUUUUUGAGCUCUGGUCUUCUGUAAAACGUAUCUGCGCUGCUCUCGGGUCUAUUGGAUGCUACGGGCCUGUGUUAUACUGGCCUAAUGUGUAACCUUUAUUUCAGCAAAUAACCUAUAGGGCUAACCUCCAAUAAAACUUUUAUGAAAUUAGUUUUCUUGUUAAGACGAGUGUACUUCUUAGUUAUUUGUUGGUUAAAUAGAGGCCGUUAAAAUA